GUUUCUUUAGGGGAACGUGGCUUUCCCCGCAGUGCCUCUUCUCCGUCUACGUUCGUGCUGCGGCGGCCGGAGCUGGAGUCGGAGCCCGAGCGCAGCCUCGCCAUGGAUUCGGCUGUCAGCGAUCCGCACAACGGCAGCGCCGAGGCUGGCACCCCAGCCAACGGCACGACGCGGCCGCCCUCCACGCCCGAGGGCAUCGCGCUGGCCUACGGCAGCCUCCUGCUCAUGGCGCUGCUGCCCAUCUUCUUCGGCGCCCUGCGCUCGGUGCGCUGCGCCCGCGGCAAGAGCUCUUCGGACAUGCCAGAAACCAUCACCAGUCGAGAUGCCGCCCGCUUCCCCAUCAUCGCCAGCUGCACACUCCUGGGGCUCUACCUCUUUUUCAAAAUAUUCUCCCAGGAGUACAUCAACCUCUUGCUGUCCAUGUAUUUCUUCGUGCUGGGGAUCCUGGCCCUGUCACACACCAUCAGCCCCUUCAUGAAUAAGUUUUUUCCAGCCAACUUCCCAAACCGCCAGUAUCAGCUGCUCUUCACACAGGGCUCUGGGGAAAACAAAGAAGAGAUCAUCAACUAUGAGUUUGACACUAAGGACCUGGUGUGCCUGGGCCUAAGCAGCGUCGUUGGUGUCUGGUACCUUCUGAGGAAGCACUGGAUUGCCAACAACCUGUUUGGCCUGGCCUUCUCCCUUAAUGGGGUAGAGCUCCUGCACCUGAACAACGUGAGCACUGGCUGUAUCCUGCUCGGAGGACUCUUCAUCUAUGACAUCUUCUGGGUAUUCGGCACCAACGUGAUGGUGACAGUGGCCAAGUCCUUUGAGGCACCAAUAAAAUUGGUGUUCCCCCAGGAUCUGCUGGAGAAGGGCCUUGAAGCAGACAACUUUGCCAUGCUGGGACUUGGAGACAUUGUCAUUCCAGGGAUCUUCAUUGCCUUACUGCUUCGUUUUGACAUCAGCUUGAAGAAGAACACGCACACCUACUUCUACACCAGCUUCGCCGCCUACAUCUUCGGCCUGGGUCUCACCAUCUUCAUCAUGCACAUCUUCAAGCACGCCCAGCCGGCUCUCCUGUACCUGGUCCCUGCCUGCAUCGGCUUUCCUGUCCUGGUGGCACUAGCCAAGGGAGAAGUGGCCGAGAUGUUCAGCUACGAGUCCUCGGCCGUAAUCCUGCCUCAUACGCCGAGGCUCACUCACUUUCCCACAGUCUCGGGCUCCCCUGCCAGCCUGGCCGACUCCAUGCAGCAGAAGCUAGCUGGCCCUCGUCGCCGGCGCCCGCAGAAUCCCAGCGCCAUGUAGUGCCCAGCAGGUGCCCACCUGCCCGCUUCCCCACUGUCCUGGGCCUAAGUUAUGAGGAGUCCAACCCUAAAGAUCCAGCAGCCGAGACUGAAUCCAAAGAGGAGUCAACAGAGGCGUCGGCAUCGAAGAGGCUAGAGAAGAAGGAGAAAUGAGGCAGCGCUGCCUGACCCUUGAGGGCCAGAUCGGACAGGCAGGGGAUGACCUGUGGGCGACACAGAAGAGAAGACACCUGCAGGAGGCGACGGUGGCCCCAGGAUGGGGAGCAGGCCUCUGCUGCCUGUUCCCUCUGCCCUUUCUCUGGCUUCCUCUGCUCCUCCUCAUCCCUGCAGGCAAAGGAAACCCUCUGCUGCUUCCUUCCCCAGGAGCCAGGUGGGCACUGAAUGUGGUUUUUAGAUUUUUGUAUUGUGGACUGUCUUUGCCUCAUAUUAAAAACUCAUCCCAUGGCCGCUAGGCCACCGUGCUCCAAGGGAGCUCUCAGCAGCUCUGCCUAGUGUUUCGUGCUGAACUCAUCGGGGCUUUGCGAGUACCUUCGUGGGUGCCAGGCCAGAAGUGGGUUCCCAUGAGCCUCCUUUCCCAGCCACUCCUGGGGGACAGUGAAGGUGGUGGGCGAGUGCUUGCUGCGCCCCGCUGGCCUUGGUAUGAGAUGAAGAGAGUGUCACGGGGCACCCCGCUUCAGCAAAGGGACUUGUAACUAUGGACAGACGGCUCCCUGGGCUUGCUGUCCAUCUGGCUGGAAAUCAAAGGUCCAUCUUUUCCAUCCCCAGGUCUCCCAAAAUACAGCUCAGGUCUUCAGAAAGCCUGCCCUGGGGAGGGAGCAGAUUCCAGAGAACAGAAGAGGCCAUCCAAGGUCAGGCAAGAGUUAGAGAUCCCAAAGCCAAAGUCUCCCUCCCUCCUGACCUUCAAGCGAGUCCCUAAAGGGCAAGGAGAGGGCAGCUCAUCCCUCGUCCACCUGCCCAGGUGGAAAAACUGAGACUGUGGAAUGGCCAUGACCUGUGAGCUUUCCCUGGCUAGGGUUCAGGGUUAAUGACUAAAAUGAACAGAUUGGAAAUGGUCAGAGAGCAAAGGCUGUCCAGAGCCUGGGGAAUAAGAGUGGAGGGAGGUGAGUGUCCCCAGUUUCAGAUGUAGACCAGGUGUGUCGAUGCAAGCUUCGGAUCUGUACUUCGGAUGCUAAGCUGCGCGUGCUUUAGCCUCGCUCUACAGAGGAGGGAAUGGGGCCGCUCACCCCCAGACAGUGACUGCAGCUCAACAUACUAAGCACUGUGCUGUCCUCUUAUAGGACCAAGAAGUCACUGUGGCUGCUCUGCUGGGCCACCGAGUCAGCCACCCAACUUCUCUGGGUCUAAAAGUCUGGAGAGGAAAGCCUGAAAGGCUCUCUAGGCAGGGGGUCUCUUUAGGGCCUUCUUGGAUCUCUGCAGGCUUGUACUGCCUUCAGGGGGAGGCCAUGUGGUCCUGGAACAAAGCCCCUCUGAGGGUGGCAGAUGGGGCAGGCAGCCCAGGCACACAGUGUGGUUGGCUCAACAGCCCACAGCCCACAAAGGCCUCAUUGAGUCACUGCCGACCCCCAGCAGAGGCUGAGGUGGCAGUGGCGCCGGGCGCCUGCCACCUAAUGACCGUCCUGGCUGGGCCAGAUGUUCCACAGACCUUGCAGCGCCGAUCAGGGCCUGCCUGGCCAAGCAGCCACAGAGGCCACUCCAGUUCCAAUUAACCAGCUUCAGCUGAGCAAACCACGGGCAGCAGCGGGGCCCAGCCUGGGCGGUGGGCCCGGCCCGGCCCGGCCGGCCGGCAGAGCCUCUGAGUCUAGACUCCAGAUGUGAACCGCCACCGCCUGAGCCCCAUGGAAAAAUGGCACCAGGCCGGGCGCGCAUCAGGCCUGCAUACUGGGAGGCGGGAUGGGUGGCUGGGCAGGGCCUCAGAUGGGACUGGUGCCAGGCUCACCCUGGAGUGGGGGUGGAUUCUUCGGAAGCUGCUUUCAAACAGAUUUCCCCUGGUUUGUGGUGUCCUCUCUGUGCCUUGGUUUUUCCAGUAGGAGGAGGCUGUUAGGGCUUAAGACCAUCCCUGCAAGAAACCCCAUACUCUAUACAUGCUUACCGGGUUAGCAUGUGGCCAGCAUUGUAGAGUGUUCUAGAAGUUCUUGACUAUCCCUGUGUGGAAUAUGCCUGCCAUCCCAGCACUUGUAGAGGCAGCAAGCUGAGAUAAGCCUUGUCUACAUAGCAAGUUUCAGGUCAGCCAGCGCUCCAAGAUAAGAAUUAGCUUAAAAAAUUAAAAAAAAAAAAAGCCAGAUUGAUCCAUACUGGUUUGUGACUAAUCUUGAACCCGGGAGACUUAAGACAGGAUGAUCAAUUCAAAGUCCCCCUUGGCUACAAAGAGUUCAAAGCCAGAGCCUGCCUCUAGCCAAGUGGAGAGAUUAAUUGUAACAAUCCUAUAUGGCACCUACCAUCAUCUUCACAGAUAAGGAAUGGCAAGCAGGUCUGCACUGACCUGCCGGUGUUUGACCUUAGUGCCUGGCUUAUCUAAACUCAUGUUCACCACUGUGCUGAAUUCCUGUUUCUUGUCUUUGGGGACAGCAUAGGGAUUAUGGGGACAGGGAGAGGAUGACAAUGGAUGGCUUCCAGGAUGAGAUGGCAGUGUCCUGACAUCUGAUCCCUUUCUUCAGCUAAAAGAGGUGAGAGCAUCCUCUCACCCAGUUGCCCUUUGGAAAGUCUUUCUGUUUCCAUGCAGUGUCAGACACCAGCUAAGUUGAUAAGGACCUAACAGGGAGCACAAAUGGUGGCUCUCCGGAGCUGACAUCCUGCAAGAUGGCAUUCCUCUGGGGAGACUGACGGAAAUGACUGGGUGGAUGUGCCAAGAGAUGAUGCCACAGGAGAUGGGACUCCUGCCCCGGUCCUGGUGGGCAAAGCAAGGGUCUGUGCCAUCCAGCUGCCCUUGCACAAAACGACAAACUCAGUGCUCCCGCCACCACCCCAGGAAAAAAAAAGCCAGGCUGGCAGGGGUCUCUGCGGCAGCCUGCGCCUCCUUCCUGUUCUCCAACUAUGGACUCCCCGCGUGACUGCCGGCCACGGGAGGAGCGGCAUCCUGCGGGGUGCGCCAGGAAGGGCCUUGCAAGCGGGAAGGAAAGCGCCACCUCUCUCGCCCCCGCCAAGGCCACACCUGGGCUCCGCAGGCGGUAGCGCCGGGCCAGCGCCUGGCUCCAGCGAGUCUGGGCCGCCCUCCCUACGCACUGCGGGGGCCGCCAGCUGGGCUGGUCGCUCGCGCAGCUCCGCGGCCGGAAGCUGUUCACUGGGGGGCGUGGUCCGUGUUGGUCCCACCCAGGAGGGCAGGGUCACUGUAGCCCAAGGACAAGCUUUGGAAUUUCGGCUGGCUUUACAGUCUCCAUUUGUGUUUUUCUUUCCUCCCAGUCCCAGGGGACCGAACCGUGCUAAGUGAGCGCUAUAUCACUGAGCUGUAUCCCCGAAACCCUUCACUUCGAUGUUCUUACCUAGAAAAUGAGGGAAUUGUACCCCACCCCCAACACCUGGCCCAGUGCAAAAUCAUGCCGGCACUGUGUGUGUUAAAUGAAUGCAUGCGAAGGUCUAAAACCUCCCUGAGGCCUGGCGUUGUCUUGGGCAAAAAGCUCCCCGCAGAUGAGGAAUCCUUUGUUUCAUCCCUGAGCUGCGUUUUCCUCAGUCAGUGGUGGCUGAGAAGAAACAGUCCUCGGAAAACAUGGACACCUAGAAUAUCCUCCGUAAAAGAUAUGGAAGAGUCUCCAAGAUGGGGCGGGGGGGGGGGGGGGGGAAUGUGGUAGCAUACUCCUGCAAUCCUAAAACCCGAGAGUAAGGCAGGAGGAUCGAGAGUAAGGCAGGAGGAUCGUCUAGAGCCAGCUCCUGAUGCAGAUUUCAAGGCUAGUUUGGGCUACAUAAGAUCCUGUUGUCUCAAAACUGAUAUAUUUGGAGGUAAAAAUGCUCAAAAGAAUUACACUUGGAAGAUUUUGCUUUUUGGAGGGUAGGGGAGUUUGGAGGGAGUGGGUUGCUUGGGUUUGAGAUUGGAACUUGCUAUGUAACCCAGGCUGGCCCAGAUGGAACUCUGUACAGCAGACUAGGAUUACAAGAAACUUUCUCUGUG
Mus musculus (house mouse) is the source of this 5385-nucleotide messenger RNA. It is a transcript of the gene H13, whose product is annotated as histocompatibility 13. Bases 103 to 1287 code for a protein of 394 amino acids. NCBI's taxonomy places the organism in Eukaryota, Metazoa, Chordata, Mammalia, Rodentia, Muridae. The record is from RefSeq and is marked validated. Gene Ontology annotation, molecular function: protein homodimerization activity; ubiquitin protein ligase binding; aspartic endopeptidase activity, intramembrane cleaving. Gene Ontology annotation, cellular component: lumenal side of endoplasmic reticulum membrane; endoplasmic reticulum; membrane. The transcript is spliced from 13 exons. Gene Ontology annotation, biological process: retrograde protein transport, ER to cytosol; membrane protein proteolysis.